CAGAAAACAUAAAUUUUAAUUAGGACCUAGUUCAAAAAAAGAGUAAGGGUUUAGCCCAUGAAAUCUAAAAACUGGGCCCAGCUCAACCUUUCUAGUCUGCUUAGUUUCUUCAAUUUUAGGGUUUUGGAGAACUUGUCCAAGAAGAGAAAGAGAAAGAGGGUUUUAGCACCUGAUUGCGAAGCAGCUUCGAUUUUAGUUUCUCAGAUGGAUCCAUCAUCUCUUGGUUCCCCUGAAUUGCAGCGGUUCCUUAACCAAGAGAAGGAGAAGGCUAUGCUUAAUGAGGUGGUCGCCAAGCUUACAAACAAAUGCUGGGACAAAUGCAUCACUGGUACCCCCGGGAGCAAAUUCAGCUCAAGUGAGUCAGCUUGUCUUUCCAAUUGUGCUCAACGUUACACGGACAUGAGCCUCAUUAUCAUGAAACGCUUUCAGUCCAUGCAGUGAAUUUCAAGGAGGAUUGACAUUUUGUCUUUGGUCACAGAAUAUGGCCCUUUUUCUUAGUAGUGAGACUCUCUAAUUUUAUUCGAACUUUGUACUGGUAUUGGUAAUUGUAAGUUUGAAUGUUUCAUAAAUUAACGACAUGAGACUUG
Rubroshorea leprosula is the source of this 587-nucleotide messenger RNA. NCBI's taxonomy places the organism in Eukaryota, Viridiplantae, Streptophyta, Magnoliopsida, Malvales, Dipterocarpaceae. The record is from the annotation of a GenBank genome assembly.